Chaetomium globosum CBS 148.51 is the source of this 537-nucleotide messenger RNA. RefSeq lists its product as uncharacterized. Bases 1 to 537 code for a protein of 178 amino acids. NCBI's taxonomy places the organism in Eukaryota, Fungi, Ascomycota, Sordariomycetes, Sordariales, Chaetomiaceae. The transcript has a single exon. The record is from RefSeq and is a predicted model, not a curated record.
AUGCACCGCAAACGCCCAGAUGCUGAACCCCGUGGCCAGCCACAUGAAGACAAACAUGCGGACGCCGACCUGGGCGUGGAUGUUGAGCUCCUGCUGGGCCUCGGCGGCGUACUUGAAGGCGAUGCUGAUGACGGUGCCGACGGUGCUGGCGGCCAGGAUGAGCAUCAUCUCGAGGAAGGAGGCGAUGGCCAGCGGCAGACUCCACCAGCGCGAGGACACGGCCAGCGGCGAGAGGAAGAUCAUCAGGAAGGCGAGCACGGCGGCGGUGAGGAAGAAGCCGAACAUGAUUUGGGAGGUGAGGCGCAGGAUGUCGAGGAUGGUGAUGAUUUGCGUGGGGAGGGCGAUGGUGGCGCCGGAGAGCAGUUCGUUCAUGAGAAUCUCGACCGGGUUGAACCAGUACAGGGUGGUGGGCUUGGAGCAGAAGGUGAUGCCCGUGCCGACGUAGCCCUCGCAGAAGUUCCACAGGCCGACUUGGUAGAAGUCGUGCAGGCCGAUGGACUGGGCGAUGCUGUUGAUCAGGCUAGCGUUGGGCACUGA